AUGGCAGGCCUCACCAGUGCAAGCCUCUUGCUGUGGGUGCUUCUGCUCUCGCCUUGGAAAGCUCCUGCACUGCUGGCUGGCUCCCUGAUUACGAACACAGCCCGUCCUUCGCGUGGUGGUGUUGCUGGUGGGAGCCUCGCCUUUGCCUCUAGGUCCAUGCAUGCGAAGCUCAGGGCCUCUUGGGUUCCUCCGAAGGCACAUUCGGCUGCUGAAAGUCUCCGCAAUCUUGCGUGUUGGCCUCCCCUUGCGUCGCUAAGGCAAUCCCUAUGCCGGGUGAACUUUCAGCUCUUUGCGGCUGAUGGUAGAAUUCCCUCGCAUCCCUAUGAGCGCCUGCGGCGCCUUGUCGACCUCAAAAAGCAGGAGGUGCAGCAGCUGCAAGUGCAGCACCAGGCGAUGACGGACCCCCUACAGCUGCGUCAGCACUACGUUUCGCAUUGCCAUAAUGGGAAGCUGAUUGAGAAGCUGAGGAUUAGGAGGGAAACGGGGCAGCUUAAGCUAAGCUUGCAGAGGCAGCUCGCGGCUGCCAGUGACUCCACGCAGCAGCAAGAGACCGUCCAGCAGCAACUCAAGUUACUUAGCCAGAUACGUGCCCACUCAGAAAGCGCAACCCACCACGUUCACACUAAAGAGUGCGAACAUGAGCGGCAGCAGUCGGAUGGUAGCGAUGGACGCUCAGGGGGGCCACGCUCAGCGGAGGAGUGUUUGAAAGCUCUGCAGCAGGAAGACCCGGAUGAGACCACUCUCAGCGUCGUGUGUGACAUAAAACGAUGUAGCAACGUCUCUACAAGAGGACGUCCCUACCGGCUUGCCUUUAAUGACGCAGCAGAGGUGGUGGUGCCUCUGGCUGAGGCCGGUGCCGACGUGUUGCUCAUGGCUACGGACCGCGAGGCUUGGGGGGGCUGUCUGGAAGAUUUGCAGAAGGCCCGCAAGGCGCUGACGGGGGCGUAUACAUUCUCCCAGAGGCCAGCACUCGUCAUGAAGGACCUCGUGAUACAUCCCAUUCAGAUAGCCCAGGCAGCAGAAGCCGGGGCGGACGGGGUGUACCUCAUUCACAGCGUGGCGGGGGGAGCUCUCGAGGAACUGCUGUUUGCUGCCUGCACUGCGGGCAUCGAGGCAGUCGUGGAAGUGCACGGUGCUGAAGAAGCCCGCCAGGCGGUUGCCGCUGGGGCCACCCUCCUGAUAGCAAACCAGAUAGACCGGCUCACGGGCCUGCUCUAUCCCAUGAGUGCCGUAGACGUGCGGGACGCGGUGGUACCAGAAACAGUUGUGGCUGCCAAGGGCGGCAUCAGCUCGUUGGAAGACGCUAAGCAGCUUGCCAGGUGUGGUCUUGACUCAGUGGUACUGGGCAGGGCCCUUCUCAAGUCGGAUGCAUUUGAGCUCAUUAAGGGCUUGAAACGAAUAAGCGCAGGACCUCGAGCUUUGGUACAUCUCUUCGCGGGGGCGGAGGCAGCUGCAGCAGCAGCUGAAAAGGCUCGGGAAGAAGAAAAGGAAGCACGACGGGCGCAGCGAAAUGCGUCCAAGGAGCAAAACAGUCGCCAGGAUCUCAGCGACGCAAACGAGGCCACCGGGUCCCCGGCGAUCCCAGCACCAAUAAGAUCGCCUCCUUCCCCUCCGGUAGAAGAGGCCGAACAGGCAGCCUUCUCAGAGGAGCCCUCGGGGAUCUUGGAAGGAGGGGGACUGGCACUCGCAGCUUCCCAAGAGGUGUAUAGGAACACGCAGGGUUUCGGAGGGACUCCGGCGGCACCGAGAGAUGAACCUGUGCCCCGUUUUUCAGUUGAGUGGGAGGCACCAAAAAGGGUUGGCACAGAGGAGGAGCUUAAGGCCAUUGAUGAGUCUCUUAAAACCCGCGUCUUAAGGGUGGGAGGUCCCUCUGGCGGGACUGAAGGACCAGAGGAUGCCCCCCGAGGUCUCCGGGUGUUCCAUUCGUUUGAUUUUUGCAACGCGAAAGGCCCUGUGCAGCCCAUUGAACCUCAUGGAAAGGCACCCGUCGCUAGCAGCGACAGUAAUGGUGGGUGCUCUGGUAAUGAAGGUGGUACGAGGGAAGACUCGAGUGCGGCAGCGCUGCGUGCAGCGUGUGAAGAUCUCCUUAUAGGGGCCUCCGAGGAUGCUGUAAUUGGUGGCACAGGCAGCACAGAUGAGCUUGUGCCCUUCAGUCCUCAAAUGUCUUUUGAAGACCCUGUUCAGGGGUCCACGCCUCCAGGGGUCCCCGGAAGAGGGGCGUCUGAGACUGUUCCCCGCAAAGUGUACUUUCGGAACGAUGCGGGGGAGAUCGUGGAGGCAGUCGUUGAUCCCCUUGCGGAGGCCGCGAAGGACCUCGAUCCAAAGCUUGUAGACUCCCUUAUUGAGGAAGCCCGUGCUGAUCCCAAGGCGUUUGCUGCUGCAGCUGAGCAGCAGAUUCUCCAUACCUGGAGACAGGCGGAAGAAUUCGAGAAUUUAGACGGGGGACCACCACCUUUUACUCGGGAAGGAGUCUCCUCCAAGACAGCGAUCUUAGAUGGUCCUAUGGGUCUUCCUAAGCAUGAACAGGAACCGCUGCUGGAGGGUCCUGGGGGAUCCCGUACAGAGGUUAAUCGUGAGGACGUCCCUUGGGCAGCCCCUAGAGUGCCGGGGGCCUCAAAGGAAGAAGUAAAAACAUGGCUGAAGGACCUGGAACUGCAACGUAUGGCCCGGUUUUUUCUAACGCCGGAGGAGAGUGCCGACUUUUUUGGCCGGCUGCAAGCGGCUGCUGAUAAGCUGUGGGGCCCCACAGCAGAAAACCCCUCGGAACCGAGAGUUUUGUCAAAGGCCCAUGGUACAGACAACCAGGCCACAGCGACCCAAAUUGAGAAGGGUCCCUGCCUGGCGGAUAAGGCGUCGCAACCACGUCCCUCGCUGCCUGCAGACCAAGUCUCGGCCCCCACACCGAUGUCUGCUGCAGUAACACCGACUAGCCAGAACUCAGUAUCUCAGGAACUGAUCCCGCCUGCACCCCUGCAUCAGGAAUUGGCGCCUUCUGAAGCAGAUCAGAGGUCAUCUGGAUCCUGCGUCCACUCCAACACAGGGCCAGCACCCCAAGGCAUGCAGUUCACUGUGACAGAGUCUCCUGUGUCCUACGGAGAGUGGCUACUUAGGCCUCGGAGUCAGGAAGAGCCUGUAGGGCAACGGCCAGAGGAGGUUAGUAGCCCCACAGCCUUUUCGCGCGUGGGCUGCGUUGACGCCAAACCCCCACUGCUGAAUGCAACGGACAGUAUGGAGCCCUAUAUACAGUACUUCCAGCAAGGGCAGCAGCAACAACAAAACGAUAUGGGACCUCUGGACACCAUACAGCCUGCUGCUGGCAAAGGCCGGCUGGAGCAGGAACGGCGCUUAGCUGCAGGGGACGUGGGACCCUCCCCUGGAGCCUCGGUGGAUUACACCGAAGAGGAUUUGAGGCACCUUUUGCCCCUUCCCGACACUGUCCCCCAAAGGUCCCUGGUAGAUGAGUUGGCGGACUCUGGGGGUAUUGAGCCCUUGCCUUUCAACCCUCAAGCUCAAGGGACCUGA
Molecule: messenger RNA, 3522 nt
Organism: Cyclospora cayetanensis
Lineage: Eukaryota; Apicomplexa; Conoidasida; Eucoccidiorida; Eimeriidae
Exons: 6
Coding region: 1-3522 (1173 amino acids)
Biological process (GO): L-tryptophan biosynthetic process
Molecular function (GO): phosphoribosylanthranilate isomerase activity; indole-3-glycerol-phosphate synthase activity
Source: RefSeq, a predicted model, not a curated record